AUGCUUCUUGGGAGUCGUCCAUUGGUCGAGUUCGCUUCCGGACCUUUUUGGAGCUCAUUUGCUAGUCGUUUCAGAAAACAAAAACUUCUUCUCCUGUUCUCCCUUGGUUCUCUUAUCGUCUUCACGCUAGCAGUUGGGUUCGUUCAACCUAUCACACCAUACUGUGUAGUGCUUGUUCCAAAAGAAAAUACUUCAUGUCAGAUGGUAUUAGUUCCGGCCGGCAAGGUGGUCCGGGGCGGUGCUUUAGGGAUGUUGAAAGAGGCCGUCGUGGGAAGGACUAAGCGUCGAGCCGAAAAUCAGAUCAUCGAGAAGAUCAUUGAUUUGAGUUCGUUCGAUAACGAGGAAGACAUUGUUGCUGGCAUCGCGCCCGAGUACAUCACGAGAGAGCAGGUGUGCAAUUACGAUGAGAAUGAGUAUGGUGUAUUGGUAUCACCGCCGCAUUCGACACGGGUCUACCGCCAGCCGGCUGUAGAACAGGCGUUUAUGCUACUCCUACUCCUGAUUGCACUGGGCGAGUUCUUCUCAUCGCCGGCCCUCGCACUUGCUGACGCAGCCACUCUGAACGCCACCAAGGACAACCCUCAAGAGUUCGGAAAAAUCCGUCUCUUCGCUUCCGUCGGAUGGGGACUGGCCAUGUUUGUCAUGGGAAUAGGUCUCGAUUAUUCGGACUCAUUCCGAAAUCAUCCUUGUCCCACCAGCAAUACUACGGAAAAAAAUUACACAUUGUGCUUCGUUAUGUGCAGUAUUUUUAUGUGUGCUGCUAUGCUUUUAGCUACGCAGUUCAAAUUCGGAGACGAGACUGCGCGCCCUGACGAAGUAGGUGGUCUGAUGAUGGACACACGAGAAUCUGAGGUAUCGCACGUAGUCGCCGAAAAAGCGAGAGCUCGGCAAGUACAGGCUGAUACUGCAUCUGAAAGCACCUUAUGGAUCACUGUGAAAGCCCUCGCCAAUACUCACAUCCUCAUUUAUUUGGCGUCCGUCACUGUAAUGGGAUUUGGUGCCGGCAUCGUUUUUUCAUUUCUUUAUUGGCAUUUGCAAGAUCUAGGCGGUUCACCUGUGCUAUUCGGCAUCCUUUCUGUAGUAAAUCACGCCUCCGAAAUUGUGGCUUAUUUCUUCGCCUUCCAAAUAAUAAACAAAUUUGGCCAUAUAAAGGUGAUGUACAUUUGUCUUGCCGUGAACGUGAUUCGAUUUUUGAUACUCAGUUGGCUUGACAAUCCGUGGCUGGUACUGCCUUUACAAGUUCUGCAAGGUGCGUCUCAUGGGCAACGUGUGCAGCUCGCUGGGGCAGGAUACCACAAAAUUGAGGGUACUGCAAUCACUGCUGGAAUGAAUAGGAUUAGGGACGUACGUCACGAGUUUGAUAUUGCUCACGCUCAAUUAUCCAAAGAAAACGAAGUUGGGGACGGCCUUGUCGCAGCAAUCUCCCAACGAGGCACCCAACAACGAUUUGCGUUAGCAACAGUGUGGACGUCUGCAUCGUCAUACAUUUCUUUGGUCGCACCAGCACACAUAAAGUCGUCAGCUCAGUACGUGCUACAACUACUUUAUCACGGUGUUGGCAAAGGUGUCGGUAGCAUCGCUGGCGGUACAGUGAUCGCUGUGUUAGGUACCCGAGUGACGUUCGUUUUGUACGCGUUGUUAUGCGCUGUUAUGUGUGGAGGGGGAUAUGCACUGAACAAACUGUUCAAGUACGAAGGGAUUAAAUACGGAACUGGUAUGUUCGAAGAGGACGAGAUGGACAUGAUGGCUCCUCAAGGAAUUCCUAUGGCACGCGACGGGAAGCUCACGGAUGCAUUCAACACCACAUCGGCUAUGAAUACAAACUAUGGAUCCAUAAUUCAAGAAGAUCCCACUCAAGAUGCGUAUGACCGAUACGUGAGCAGCCACGAGUAG
Messenger RNA from Necator americanus (New World hookworm), 1893 nucleotides. RefSeq lists its product as uncharacterized. Gene Ontology annotation, cellular component: membrane. The record is from RefSeq and is a predicted model, not a curated record. The transcript is spliced from 16 exons. NCBI's taxonomy places the organism in Eukaryota, Metazoa, Nematoda, Chromadorea, Rhabditida, Ancylostomatidae. Gene Ontology annotation, molecular function: transmembrane transporter activity. The coding region runs from base 1 to 1893 and encodes 630 amino acids.